AUGUACUCGAAAUUUCUCUUUGCUCUGUUCAUCUUCUUCCUCGCAGCCCCCAUAUUUCCUUCCAGCAGCAUCACUCUCUACGGCGGCGCUUUCUUGAACGCCGCCUCCAUCGCCCUGUCAAAGGAGAAGAACUUCACCUUCCUCCCGCUGCCUCUGUUCUUUUCGCUGGCUCCACCGCCUCUAUUUCGUGCCUUUUCUCUUUCGCCGUCGACAGUACAAGUCGAGGAAGCAGAGGAGUGCAUUCGCUGGUGGAAGAGCUUGCUCCGAAUGACUGAGAAUGGAAAUGGGGAUUCUGUGUUGAUGAAGUUGGAUUGA
Striga asiatica is the source of this 315-nucleotide messenger RNA. The record is from the annotation of a GenBank genome assembly. NCBI's taxonomy places the organism in Eukaryota, Viridiplantae, Streptophyta, Magnoliopsida, Lamiales, Orobanchaceae.